AUGCCACCAUUGUACUCUCACAACCUGGAACCCGGGCGUGACUCGCUAGAACUCGCAUCUCUAGCCAGCUCAGACCCCGGGCCCGACACAGGCGACGACACCAGUUCCCGUCCGAGCAUAUCUUCGUCGCGAAAGCUCUCCCUCGAGCGAGAGGACCCCCUGGAUAACGGCAACUACGCUGCCUCGGGCCACCGUGUGCGCCCAGAGCGAUCGACGUCUGUCAAUUCUACAUUCAGCUUCGCCGCAAACCUCUUUCCUCUAUCGUCGACAACCGGAGGCGGAUAUGCUCCGUUGGGUGCGCCCACAGCAACGAGGGGUCAUGUCAAUGGCGGUUUGGGAGGAGGCUCGUUAGAGAAGCACAAAACUUUGACUUACCUAAAUGGUUUGUCCUUGAUUGUUGGUUUGAUUAUUGGCUCGGGCAUCUUUUCUUCGCCUAGUCAGGUCAACGCCAAUGCAGGGUCGCCUGGAGCCGCGAUUAUCGUAUGGGUUGUGGCGGGAAUUUUGGCAUGGACGGGCGCCGCAAGUUACGCAGAAUUGGGAGGUGCCAUACCAUUGAACGGAGGCCCGCAGGUGUAUCUAUCCAAGAUCUUUGGAGAACUGGCCGGAUUCCUGUUCACUUGGGUUGCGGUGCUGGUCCUGAAGCCUGGUAGCGCCGCCAUCAUCUCCAUCAUCAUGGGCGAGUACCUGGUGAGAACCUUCAUUGGCGCCGAAGCCGAGACCAUCAACCCCUGGAUCAGCAAGUCAGUCGCGCUGGUUGGACUCUUUCUGGUUACCUUUCUGAACUCGGUCUCGACCAAGCUCGGGACACGGAUGAACGAUAUGCUCAUGUUUCUCAAAUUUGUUGCAUUGCUUGGCGUUACCAUUGUUGGCAUUGUCGUUGCGGCGACUGGAUUCUCGUUUUCUGGGGCGGCAAAUCUCGACUGGAAGAAGCAUGACUGGUUUGAGGGCACCAAGAUGGAUGCGUCGGCUUUCGCGGUGGCCCUGUAUGCCGGUCUUUGGGCGUUUGAUGGGUGGGAUAACACCAAUUAUGUGGUUGGUGAAUUUCGCAACCCCGGUCGAGACCUUCCACGGGUCAUUCACACAGCCAUGCCCCUCGUCAUUUUGAGCUACAUCCUGGCCAAUGUUGCUUACUUCUUCGUCCUUCCCCUGGACACUAUCAACUCUACCAAUACCGUAGCCGUCAUUUUUGGCUCCAAAGUCUUUGGCCCCGUUGGCGCUGUAAUCCUCGCCCUCAUUGUCAGUGCCUCUUGCUUCGGCGCUCUCAACGCCUCCACCUUCACCAGCAGCCGCCUCGUCUACGUUGCCGGCAAGGAAGGCUACAUUCCUGAGCUCUUUGGGCGCAUCGGCAGCGGCACCGCCGUUGAUCAACAUGAAUCCCUAACCACCAUGCGCACUCGCUCGUGGUUCACCAAGAAGCUUGUCCGUAUUGUUGCUGAUGAAGAUACCGGUCUUUUCUACACGCCUAUCCCCGCGCUCAUGCUUAACUGCGCUCUUACGACCGCUUACGUAUGCGUGGGCGAGUUUGGUACACUCGUCACCUUCUACGGAGUGGCUGGCUAUACGUUUUACUUUUUGACGGUGCUGGGUCUGAUCGUGCUCCGGGUUAAGGAACCUAAUCUCGAGAGGCCGUACAAGACGUGGAUCACCACACCUAUUAUCUUCUGCUGUGUGAGUCUGUUCCUGCUGAGCAGGGCGGUCUUUGCCCAGCCGCUGCAGACCUUGUUGGUUGUGGCUUUUGUGGUGGUGGGCGUACCGGUGUACUAUUGGCGGAGGUAUGUGAACGGACGCAGCGCUGUUAAGAGAGAAGUGGGUGGGAUGAGGGAGGUGAGGGAAGAGAGACCCUGGUGGAAGUUUUGGCAGACAAGGUAAUGAAGAUCUGCUGGUGGUGGGUUGGUUAGCCGACACUGCCUCUUGGAUAGUGAUGAAGGUUGUUUAUGAACAAGAAGCUUUGUCACCUGGCAAGGGAACUUUCUUGCUGAAUAACCUGAUGACCGAAAGGAUGAAUAGAAUGUCUAGAUACCCGGUACUUGGUACCGCACAACGAACCUGGCUUGAACUUUUCG
Messenger RNA from Neurospora tetrasperma FGSC 2508, 2063 nucleotides. RefSeq lists its product as uncharacterized. Lineage: Eukaryota; Fungi; Ascomycota; Sordariomycetes; Sordariales; Sordariaceae. Gene Ontology annotation, molecular function: L-amino acid transmembrane transporter activity. The coding region runs from base 1 to 1869 and encodes 622 amino acids. Gene Ontology annotation, cellular component: membrane. Gene Ontology annotation, biological process: amino acid transmembrane transport. The transcript is spliced from 2 exons. The record is from RefSeq and is a predicted model, not a curated record.